Messenger RNA from Anoplophora glabripennis (Asian longhorned beetle), 1536 nucleotides. RefSeq lists its product as uncharacterized. NCBI's taxonomy places the organism in Eukaryota, Metazoa, Arthropoda, Insecta, Coleoptera, Cerambycidae. The record is from RefSeq and is a predicted model, not a curated record. The transcript is spliced from 12 exons. Bases 161 to 1456 code for a protein of 431 amino acids.
GGUUAUAGUUGAUGUGGGAGUGUUUUUACAAGUUUAAAAUUUCAGUGAAAUUUUAGUUAAUUAUACCUGUGGAUUAUCGAAAAUAAUAGAUACCGGAGAAAAUCGCCCCAGAACGAACCAAAGGAACGGCAAAGGAACUGACCAAGGGAAUAUCGCAACCAUGGAAUUAUCGAGCGGAUUCAAGUAUAUGAUCGAACAAGUCGCACCGAGAUUUCAGGAGGAUGUAAUAAGGGCUUUUAACAACGAGGGUGUCCGAAAUGCACUAAUGCACAACAAAAACCAUUAUAAUCACAAAAUGGAUAACAUUUUAGUCUUCAUAGGUGACACGAAAAUAGAGUUGAGCAAACUCAUAUUCCCAUGGACCCCCGACUUUCGAAUAGUCAACUUGACCAUGAACUUCUCCAUGCUAUGUCUGGACGUCAACUUGAAGCUAGGCGACCUCAGAGUGAAGGGAGACUUCGAGGGCUACAAUAUCACUUUGCAGAAUCUGCUGCCCGCCAUCCUCGCUGGAAAGAUUGAACAGACAUUCAAAGAUGUCGUGGCCACAGGUAGGAUAGGAUUCCUGAUAAGGGGAGAUUCUAUGGUACUUACAAACUAUGAUAUUAAAUACGAACCCUCAGAAACCGAUAUCUCCGUCAAAUACUACGCCAGCAACGGGAGCGAGGUAGAGACUAAACGUACGAAGCAAAACAGCGAAAAGGACUCGCUAAGAGACGCCGUAUGGGUCGAGCUAAGCGAUAUUUUAACUCGCCUAUUACACUCACAACUGGGCGAAGUACUGGUGGAGCGUUCUCUAACGGAGUUGUUGUUGGGCGAAGACGAAAACUUAAGGGAUUUGGCCAGGGAGCACUCGCAGCGAGCCAACAAACUGCUCGACACUCUGCUGUGCACCGCUAAAGAUUAUAUCGUGGACAAGAACUACAGGUUAAUCGAAACCCCUCUGAUCAAUGCGGCCUUUAAGGAGAAACCCUCGGGGCUGUCUCAGGGGGCGUUCCAGACGGGCUACGGAUUCAUUAAGGACCUUUCGACGCUGAGCAGGGUGCAGGAUUUGAGCCUGUACGAGGAUAAACAGAGGCUGGUGGUGUACGGGAGCCUGACUCUGAGGGAGUUCAAGCACGGCUACGACCACUACUCGUGCUCAUUCGAGGACAUCGUGACAGCUGGUCAAGUCAAGGCGACCAUAUACAACAACAAGAUUUUCGUCAAAGUGACGCUGUUGAAGGAGGGGGAGAGGUGUAAGACGCAGCUGGACAACAUCCGGGUCAGCACGAUCCGAGACAUCGACGUGGACGCCUCGCGUCUGGCCUCUCUCAUUUGGCUAGCGCCGAGAGUAGAACGCUGGGUCAUCGGCAACCUUCGACACAUCGCCGUGCCGGUGUUGGAGAAACACAUCACGGAGGCCUUCAACUAUGCCAUCGGAAAAACGGACUGCGUAUCACUACUUAUUAACUACUGAUAAUUUGAAAGAUAUUCUAAUAUUAUAUAUUUUGUUGAAAAAUACAAGUGUUUGAUAAAUAAAUGUUAUUUGUUGCGAAA